This is a messenger RNA of Knipowitschia caucasica, 4380 nucleotides long. The record is from the annotation of a GenBank genome assembly. NCBI's taxonomy places the organism in Eukaryota, Metazoa, Chordata, Actinopteri, Gobiiformes, Gobiidae.
AUGUCAGAGUACAGUGACUUCACUCUGAUUAAGCCCAGCAGCACCUCUGACUUUAAGGAGGUCAUCAGUGUCCUGGACGCGUCUCUGCCAGACAGCACGUGGACCUUUGAGAGUCAGCAGAUCGUGGUCCAGGCCAAGGACCAGGGCUCUCCGAGCCUCAGCAGCAACGCCACAGUCCAUGUGUUUAUCCUGGACCUGAACGACAACGCCCCCGCUGUCAUCUACCCCUCCUCCGCGGGCCUGGGCUCCCUCUCUCUCCAGAGGAUGCCCCGCUCCGCUAAAGCGGCUCACCUGGUCACAAAGGUGACGGCCGUGGACGCAGACUCGGGCCAUAACGCAUGGAUCUCGUACAAAGUGGCGGAGGCCACGGACGCGUCUCUGUUCACUGUGAACCAGUACACAGGGGAGGUGAGGACUAAACGCGCUGUGGCCGAGCAGGACGACUCCUCUCAGAGGCUGCUCAUAGAGAUCAGGGACGACGGGGACCCGGUGCAGUCCGCCACCGUCACGGUGUCCAUCCUGAUGGAGGACGGUCUGCACGAGCCCAUCCUGGACAUCAGGCACAAAGCAGCGGAGUCCAGCGGGAAAACUGGCCGCCUCGCUCUCUACCUGAUCCUGUCUCUGGCCUCUGUGUCCGUGCUGUCUCUGGUGACGUUUCUCAUCUUAGCGGUGAAAUGUGUGAAGAGCAGCAGGGGCAGCUGCUGCGUCAGACACAGUGACUGUGAUGAUUACAAGAACCCCAACAGAAACUUGCAGAUCCAGCUCAACACUGACGGCCCUAUAAAGUAUGUGGAGGUCCUGGGGGGAGACAUGAUGUCCCAGAGCCAGUCGUUCAGGUCCUGCAUGUCUCCAAUGUCAGAGUACAGUGACUUCACUCUGAUUAAGCCCAGCAGCACCUCUGACUUUAAGGAGGUCAUCAGUGUCCUGGACGCGUCUCUGCCAGACAGCACGUGGACCUUUGAGAGUCAGCAGAUCAUGGUCCAGGCCAAGGACCAGGGCUCUCCGAGCCUCAGCAGCAACGCCACAGUCCAUGUGUUUAUCCUGGACCUGAACGACAACGCCCCCGCUGUCAUCUACCCCUCCUCCGCGGGCCUGGGCUCCCUCUCUCUCCAGAGGAUGCCCCGCUCCGCUAAAGCGGCUCACCUGGUCACAAAGGUGACGGCCGUGGACGCAGACUCGGGCCAUAACGCAUGGAUCUCGUACAAAGUGGCGGAGGCCACGGACGCGUCUCUGUUCACUGUGAACCAGUACACAGGGGAGGUGAGGACUAAACGCGCUGUGGUCGAGCAGGACGACUCCUCUCAGAGGCUGCUCAUAGAGAUCAGGGACGACGGGGACCCGGUGCAGUCCGCCACCGUCACGGUGUCCAUCCUGAUGGAGGACGGUCUGCACGAGCCCAUCCUGGACAUCAGGCACAAAGCAGCAGAGUCCAGCGGGAAAACUGGCCGCCUCGCUCUCUACCUGAUCCUGUCUCUGGCCUCUGUGUCCGUGCUGUCUCUGGUGACGUUUCUCAUCUUAGCGGUGAAAUGUGUGAAGAGCAGCAGGGGCAGCUGCUGCGUCAGACACAGUGACUGUGAUGAUUACAAGAACCCCAACAGAAACCUGCAGAUCCAGCUCAACACUGACGGCCCUAUAAAGUAUGUUGAGGUCCUGGGGGGAGACAUGAUGUCCCAGAGCCAGUCGUUCAGGUCCUGCAUGUCUCCAAUGUCAGAGUACAGUGACUUCACUCUGAUUAAGCCCAGCAGCACCUCUGACUUUAAGGAGGUCAUCAGUGUCCUGGACGCGUCUCUGCCAGACAGCACGUGGACCUUUGAGAGUCAGCAGAUCAUGGUCCAGGCCAAGGACCAGGGCUCUCCGAGCCUCAGCAGCAACGCCACAGUCCAUGUGUUUAUCCUGGACCUGAACGACAACGCCCCCGCUGUCAUCUACCCCUCCUCCGCGGGCCUGGGCUCCCUCUCUCUCCAGAGGAUGCCCCGCUCCGCUAAAGCGGCUCACCUGGUCACAAAGGUGACGGCCGUGGACGCAGACUCGGGCCAUAACGCGUGGAUCUCGUACAAAGUGGCGGAGGCCACGGACGCGUCUCUGUUCACUGUGAACCAGUACACAGGGGAGGUGAGGACUAAACGCGCUGUGGUCGAGCAGGACGACUCCUCUCAGAGGCUGCUCAUAGAGAUCAGGGACGACGGGGACCCGGUGCAGUCCGCCACCGUCACGGUGUCCAUCCUGAUGGAGGACGGUCUGCACGAGCCCAUCCUGGACAUCAGGCACAAAGCAGCGGAGUCCAGCGGGAAAACUGGCCGCCUCGCUCUCUACCUGAUCCUGUCUCUGGCCUCUGUGUCCGUGCUGUCUCUGGUGACGUUUCUCAUCUUAGCGGUGAAAUGUGUGAAGAGCAGCAGGGGCAGCUGCUGCGUCAGACACAGUGACUGUGAUGAUUACAAGAACCCCAACAGAAACCUGCAGAUCCAGCUCAACACUGACGGCCCUAUAAAGUAUGUAGAGGUCCUGGGGGGAGACAUGAUGUCCCAGAGCCAGUCGUUCAGGUCCUGCAUGUCUCCAAUGUCAGAGUACAGUGACUUCACUCUGAUUAAGCCCAGCAGCACCUCUGACUUUAAGGAGGUCAUCAGUGUCCUGGACGCGUCUCUGCCAGACAGCACGUGGACCUUUGAGAGUCAGCAGAUCAUGGUCCAGGCCAAGGACCAGGGCUCUCCGAGCCUCAGCAGCAACGCCACAGUCCAUGUGUUUAUCCUGGACCUGAACGACAACGCCCCCGCUGUCAUCUACCCCUCCUCCGCGGGCCUGGGCUCCCUCUCUCUCCAGAGGAUGCCCCGCACCGCUAAAGCGGCUCACCUGGUCACAAAGGUGACGGCCGUGGACGCAGACUCGGGCCAUAACGCGUGGAUCUCGUACAAAGUGGCGGAGGCCACGGACGCGUCUCUGUUCACUGUGAACCAGUACACAGGGGAGGUGAGGACUAAACGCGCUGUGGUCGAGCAGGACGACUCCUCUCAGAGGCUGCUCAUAGAGAUCAGGGACGACGGGGACCCGGUGCAGUCCGCCACCGUCACGGUGUCCAUCCUGAUGGAGGACGGUCUGCACGAGCCCAUCCUGGACAUCAGGCACAAAGCAGCGGAGUCCAGCGGGAAAACUGGCCGCCUCGCUCUCUACCUGAUCCUGUCUCUGGCCUCUGUGUCCGUGCUGUCUCUGGUGACGUUUCUCAUCUUAGCGGUGAAAUGUGUGAAGAGCAGCAGGGGCAGCUGCUGCGUCAGACACAGUGACUGUGAUGAUUACAAGAACCCCAACAGAAACCUGCAGAUCCAGCUCAACACUGAUGGCCCUAUAAAGUAUGUGGAGGUCCUGGGGGGAGACAUGAUGUCCCAGAGCCAGUCGUUCAGGUCCUGCAUGUCUCCAAUGUCAGAGUACAGUGACUUCACUCUGAUUAAGCCCAGCAGCACCUCUGACUUUAAGGAGGUCAUCAGUGUCCUGGACGCGUCUCUGCCAGACAGCACGUGGACCUUUGAGAGUCAGCAGGCCAAGGACCAGGGCUCUCCGAGCCUCAGCAGCAACGCCACAGUCCACGUGUUUAUCCUGGACCUGAACGACAACGCCCCCGCUGUCAUCUACCCCUCCUCCGCGGGCCUGGGCUCCCUCUCUCUCCAGAGGAUGCCCCGCUCCGCUAAAGCGGCUCACCUGGUCACAAAGGUGACGGCCGUGGACGCAGACUCGGGCCAUAACGCGUGGAUCUCGUACAAAGUGGCGGAGGCCACGGACGCGUCUCUGUUCACUGUGAACCAGUACACAGGGGAGGUGAGGACUAAACGCGCUGUGGUCGAGCAGGACGACUCCUCUCAGAGGCUGCUCAUAGAGAUCAGGGACGACGGGGACCCGGUGCAGUCCGCCACCGUCACGGUGUCCAUCCUGAUGGAGGACGGUCUGCACGAGCCCAUCCUGGACAUCAGGCACAAAGCAGCGGAGUCCAGCGGGAAAACUGGCCGCCUCGCUCUCUACCUGAUCCUGUCUCUGGCCUCUGUGUCCGUGCUGUCUCUGGUGACGUUUCUCAUCUUAGCGGUGAAAUGUGUGAAGAGCAGCAGGGGCAGCUGCUGCGUCAGACACAGUGACUGUGAUGAUUACAAGAACCCCAACAGAAACUUGCAGAUCCAGCUCAACACUGACGGCCCUAUAAAGUAUGUUGAGGUCCUGGGGGGAGACAUGAUGUCCCAGAGUCAGUCGUUCAGGUCCUGCAUGUCUCCAAUGUCAGAGUACAGUGACUUCACUCUGAUUAAGCCCAGCAGCACCUCUGACUUUAAGGAGGUCAUCAGUGUCCUGGACGCGUCUCUGCCAGACAGCACGUGGACCUUUGAGAGUCAGCAGGUGAGAACAUAG